CACCGUUGCAACGAGGAGGGACACUACGCCCGCGAGUGCCCUAACGCCCCGGCCAUGACCUGCCGCGAAUGCGGAUCCCCUGACCACAUCGUCAAGGACUGCCCUGAGAAAACGUGCAAGAACUGUGGCGAGAAAGGUAAGACCAAUGUUCCCCCAGUACUCUUGAAUACAGUCUAAUGACCUUGCCAGGCCACACCAUCUCCAAGUGCGAGGCGGCCCGUGCGAUCGAUCGCAGCCACUUGCCGGACAAGACGAUCCAGGAAGCCUGGGACAUGAUUGUUGAGGCUUCCAAGGAGAAGGAGGUCACUGAGGUCAAAGAGGCCAUCCAGAUUUACCUCAAGGCGAGCCCUGAGACGACUUAUCUGCAGCUGGAGGAGGCCCUUCGUGCCCAGGAUGUCAACCUGUGGCUGAUUGCCAUUGAGAAGCCCGUCAUGAGCACCAUGACCAACAUGGACUUGCAGGGUGGCCUCAACAAAAAGUACACCGUCACCUAUCGCUUCCAGUGGAACCCUCCCCGUCCUCGCGACCGCGAGUUGUGGCCGGCCGAUGUUGCCGAGAACCUUGAGCGUCUCAAGGACGCCGGUGAGGUUGUCUCUCGCGGCAUCCCCAAGUGCGGCAACUGCGGUGAAUUGGGCCAUAUCCGGAAGAGCUGCCCUGAGGAGGGUGCGGAGAAGGAGGAGGUUGUCAUCAAGUGCUUCAACUGUGAGGAAGUUGGCCACCGUAUCCGCGACUGUGAGCUCCCCUUUCUACCGCGGAGUAAGACUUAAUCUAACGUUGUAUAGGCCCCAUUCCUCGCGUGGA
This is a messenger RNA of Neurospora tetraspora, 801 nucleotides long. RefSeq lists its product as uncharacterized. The transcript has a single exon. The record is from RefSeq and is a predicted model, not a curated record. The coding region runs from base 177 to 767 and encodes 196 amino acids. NCBI's taxonomy places the organism in Eukaryota, Fungi, Ascomycota, Sordariomycetes, Sordariales, Sordariaceae. Gene Ontology annotation, molecular function: nucleic acid binding; zinc ion binding.